Messenger RNA from Coprinopsis cinerea okayama7#130, 2004 nucleotides. Its product is annotated as U3 snoRNP protein. The record is from RefSeq and is a predicted model, not a curated record. The transcript is spliced from 8 exons. Gene Ontology annotation, cellular component: Pwp2p-containing subcomplex of 90S preribosome; small-subunit processome. Gene Ontology annotation, molecular function: snoRNA binding; protein binding. The coding region runs from base 1 to 2004 and encodes 667 amino acids. Lineage: Eukaryota; Fungi; Basidiomycota; Agaricomycetes; Agaricales; Psathyrellaceae. Gene Ontology annotation, biological process: maturation of SSU-rRNA from tricistronic rRNA transcript (SSU-rRNA, 5.8S rRNA, LSU-rRNA).
AUGGAACGCGUCCAAUUCCAACAGGAGCAGAUGCUCCCCGAGUUGAAAGACUUGGUGGAGAAGAAUCUGUUCACUGAAAAAGAGAUAAAACAAAUCAUCAAGCAACGCACCGUCUUCGAGUCUUCUCUCGUCCGCAGAGUCGCCAAAAAGUCAGAUUACAUACGGUAUAUCUCCUACGAGAUGGACCUGGAAAAACUACGCAAGAAGAGAAUAGAGCGGUUAGAUCUUCCCAAAAGCCCUUCAACUAUCUCGGACUAUGCCUUCGUCCGGCGCCAGUUCCUCAUCUUCGAACGAGCUCUAAAACGGUUCAAAUCUGAUAUCGGCCUCUGGACUCAAUAUAUUCAGGUGGCCAAACGUGAAGGCGCCAGAGCCCUUGUUGGGCGCGUCACCGCCAGAGCCCUGCAACUGCACCCCAAUAAUCCCAUAUUCUACGUGCUCGCCGCAGCCCAUGAACUUGAUAAUCUCUCUCCUUCGACCGCCCGCUCCCUCCUUCAACGCGGCAUCCGCGUCAAUCCAGACAGCGUUGAAUUAUGGAAAGAGUAUGUGAAGAUGGAACUUGGAUUUAUCGAGAGUUUGCGACGUCGGUGGGAAGUCUUGGGUAUCAGGGCCUUUGCGGAUGGAACCCUGAAGGGAAAAGAGAAAGCCGUGGAGGAGGAUUCGGAUCCGAGUGCCUUCCUUCAAGGUCUACAGGAUGACGACGAUGUUAUCAUGGGACCCCCGGGCAUCAACCAGGGCACGAAUGAGGCAGAAGAACCGGAAGCUGUCGAGGGUGAUGAAGGUCGUCGCCAGAUUAUGGAAGGUGCUAUUGUGAAAUCUGUCAUCCAAAGUGCCGCUCAAGCGCUACCGAAGGUGGAGCUCUUCCUGGCCCUCGAGACUGUCAUCUCGGAAUUCCCGUCACCCCCGACUUUACAGGAGUCCCUCUUAGAAUAUCUAUAUGAUGUUCUGGGAGAAACUCUACCUCGGGACCCGAAGUCCAUGGAGUUGAGAACCCACCGCUGGUUGGGACGGGGCUCUAAACAUGGAAUUGAAUUGGUGGAUGGUUUGCGAAAAGCGAAUGAAGAAAUGCUGAAGACCAUUGGUGACUCCAAGGACGAAGCCUUACUGGAAUCGUACGCCAACUUUGUGGAGAAUUGGUACUCGCGAGUUGAUGAUGACAGCCUGAAAACCUAUCUUAUCGCGUCGUUGAAGGGACUGGUUCAGAUGACCAAGUCGUCGCCAUCACUCCUUGCGACCCAUAUUUGUUUGUUGAUGCAAACGCCGUCCGUCUCCCCUGCCAAGGUUCGACGGACUGCCCAAAAGUACACAUCCAGAGUACCGCAGUCCUCACGGGUGUGGCUAGAACGGCUCAAGGCUGAGAAGGUUGUGGGUACACAGGAGGGCGAUGAUACCGCGGUGCUGAGCGUAUGGUCAGAAGCAAGAAGACAGGUUGCAGGCAGCGAAGAAGAUGUGACGCCGGUCUGGCUCUGGGGCAUCGAACAGUUGUCCAGGGAGGACCUCGACGGUAGGAAGCGACUGCAUGAGGAGAGCUUGCGGGCUUCCUGCCACCAAGGCGUACACGAGGUGCUCCUCAUGCAUUAUGUCACGGUGCUUGAAGAGGCAUGCAGAACGCCGGAGUCCGGAUUGACAUCGGAUCAACCGCAUGGGUGGAGGAAAUGGCUAGAUGCAGUCCGCCAUAUGGCAAGUGGAUAUCUCACGACUGGGCAGGUUUGGAAACGGGUUUUCGAGGUUGUCGCUGGAGGAAACGAGGAAGAGGAGAGUGGGGGUAAAGGGACCGACGAGAAGAGGAUGGUUCUGGAAGAAAUCUAUGGCUACUGGCGCCAGAAGGACGAAGUUGGGGCUAGGACAGCAUGGGCCAAGUGGCUGCUUGAGUAUGGGAAGGGAAUCGAAGCGAGCAAGGUGGUAGCGCAGGGACGCCAGUGCUUGAGCGCAGAAGAUUCGGCCGAACUGGAGAAACGGUGGAUGGAAACACUAGGUAGCAAUACGUUGAUAGUAGGCGAUAAUUGA